Messenger RNA from Colius striatus (speckled mousebird), 3614 nucleotides. It is a transcript of the gene TELO2, whose product is annotated as telomere maintenance 2. The record is from RefSeq and is a predicted model, not a curated record. Lineage: Eukaryota; Metazoa; Chordata; Aves; Coliiformes; Coliidae. Gene Ontology annotation, biological process: telomere maintenance via telomerase; protein stabilization. The transcript is spliced from 21 exons. Gene Ontology annotation, cellular component: cytosol. Gene Ontology annotation, molecular function: telomeric repeat DNA binding; Hsp90 protein binding. The coding region runs from base 1 to 2463 and encodes 820 amino acids.
AUGGCGCUGGGGGAGCCGGGCCCGGGCCCCGAGCGCGCCCUGCGGGAGGCGGCCGCGGCGCUGGAGCGGGGCGGCGCGGGGACGGAGGAGGCGCUGGGCGCGGUGCUGGCGGCCGUGGCGGCGGCGGGGGGCCCGGCCGCCCUGGGGGAGCGGGAGCGGGCGCUGUUCGGCGCCCUCCUGCGGAGCCUGGCGCGGGCGGCCGGCGCGGCGCGGCCCGCGGGCGUGUGGCAGCGCUGCUUCCUCGCCGGCCCGCCCGGCCUCGCCCUCUGCGUCUUGCUGGAAGCCCUCGCCGCCCCGCGCGCCGGCCUUGAGCCCCGGGAGGCGGUGGAGGUGCUGGAGCGGUUCCUGCAGGAGGGGCGGCUCUCGGCGCUGCUCUGGGACGUGUGUCAGCAGCCGGCGCAGGCGGCAUCGCCCGAGCUGCAGGAGGCUCUGCUCAGCAGCAUCGUCUGUUUGCCCGAUCGUGUGAGCAAUACGCUCCAGGGGAAAAACCCAGCAGUGUUCUUCCCGCAGAACUACUUUCCUCUCCUGGGGGCUGCAAUUAUCCAGGUGCUGCAGAAGAUCUCUGAGUCUCUGCGAGGUGGCUUGGAUUGCUCCAUCUCUUUUGUCUCUCAUGUCCUGGGGAAGGUGUGUGUUCAUGGAAGACAAAGGGAACUCCUGAGCGUGCUGGUGCCUCAGCUCACGGAUCUCACCAGGUCAGACUGCAUCUGGCAAAGGAUGUGCUGGCGGCUGGUCGAGUGUGUGCCAGACCGCUGGAUGGAAGCAGUGCUCCUGGGCUUUGUGCACAGUGCACCAGGGCCAGAUGUCUUGUCCAGGCUGCUGGGGAACCUGGUUGUGAAAAACAAGAAAGCUCAGUUUGUGGUGACACAGAAGGUGCUGCUCCUGCAGUAUUGCCAUGGGACUGCAGUGCUGCAGAACCUCCUUGGCUACCUGUCCCUGGAUGGCCCCCGGCGUGCCUUGUUGAUCAAGGUGCUGCAAGAGCUGUUGGAGACCUGGAGCAGCAGCAGUGCUGUGAAACACUCUCCUCCUGAGCAGCAGCAGUAUAUUAGCAAGGCCAUCCUCAUCUGCCUCUCCCACCUGAAGGAGCCUGAGAUCGAGAGCUGCAGACAAGAGCUGCUCAGCAGCAUGCUAGAGGGUGUGAAGUGCCACCUGGACAGCAGCCUGCCCCACGUGCGGCGCCUGGGCAUGGUUGUGGCAGAGAGCAUUAGUUCCAGAGUAAACACUGAUGGGCCUGUCCUCAAGUUUCAGUAUGAAGAAGAUGAUGAAGUAAGAGAAUUGAAGUCCCUUCUGGUGCAGACUCCAGCACUCUGUGUUGUCUCCAGCCUUCCAGAGGAUGGCAAGAGUGAGAAAGCAGAUGCUGCACAGCCAUUGGUGUUGGAAAGCAACGAGAAGUCCCACUCAGCAGCCUCUGUGAUGCCAGCUGAGGAGUCAGAUGCUGAGCUUGACAGUGAUGAUGACCUCAUCCCCUAUGACAUGUCAGGUGAUAAAGAACUGAAGGCCAAGGCUCCUGUGUACAUCCGAGACUGUAUUGAAGUCCUGACAGGAUCUGAGGAGGAUGUGGACAAAUGGGAAGCUACAGUCAAGGCUCUUGAGAGCUUGGUCCGAAAGAAUCCGGCAGCAACCAGAGAGGUUAGUGUGGAGCUGGCAAAAAUCCUUCUGCACCUGGAGGAGAAGACCUUUGUUGAAGGAUUUGUGGAGCUCCGACAGAGAGCUCAAGUGGCUGUUUUGACCACAGACCCAAUACCUGUAGCAAAGUACUUGACCUCCCAGUUCUACUCCCUGAACUACAGCCUCCGCCAGCGCAUGGACGUGCUCGACGUGUUGGUUUUGGCAGCUCAGGAGCUGUCCUAUCCCAAAUCCCAUGGGAAGACCAAGCAGCCUGAUGCCCAAAAACCUUGUAUCCAAGUCCUUCCUGCAAGUGAUAGCCCCAAGGACUGGAGAAGAAUCGUUGAUGAGAGGAUCAAGAGCAAGACUCGGAGAUUUGCUACGGGUCAGUCUCAAGUGGAACAGACUUUCAGCCCCAAUGAGUUCAAUUCUGUUGCUGGACACUUCUUUUUUCCCUUGAUUCAGCACUUUGACAGGCCUUUGACAACAUUUGAUCUCCUGGGGGAAGACCACUUGGUCCUUGGAAGACUGGUGCACACUUUAGCUGUUCUGAUGUACUUGGCUGUCAACACUGUGGCAGCCCCUGCCAUGGGGAAGGCACUGCUGGAGUUUGGCUGGGCCCUGCGCUUCCACACCGACCCGUACGUGCGCCAGGGGCUCCUGUCCUGCAUCUCCUCCGUGCUCCUCAGCGUCCCUGCGCAGCGCCUGCUGGAAGAUGUGGCAGAGGAGCUGCUGGAGACUCAGUCCUGGCUGGGAGAUGUGCUGGAGAAAGACCCAGAUGGGGACUGCAGGAGGCUGGCCUUGCAGAACUUGCUCCUCAUGGAGAACCUGAAAAAGAAACUCGAAUCUGCCCCUUCCUAGCUGAAAGGGGAGGAGAGGAGCUGAACGUCCCGCCCGGAGCCAGGCAAGCGAAGCCCCGUGGCAGCAGCGGCCGUACCUGGGCACAUGCAUCGUAGAAACCUGCCAGCAGGUCCAGGGCCUUUCCUUUGGUGUAGAAGCUGAUGAUGUUCUUCAUAAUCUCAGGCUCCUUCUGCCAGUCCAGUGACUGGAGGUAGUUGGCUGCCAUGAUGUAAAUCUCCCUCUGUCUGGACACCCCGGCAAAGAAGACGAUUUUCUCGGUGUCGCCGGAUUUCAGCAGCGCCCUCAUAGCCUGGAGAAGGACAAGGGGGGGCACAGGGGGGAAAGCAUCACUGGGAAUGCAAAGCCAAGUCGUGCUCAGGUGUCUCAGAAGCCCCAGCUGCUCGGGCUAACUGCAGGAAGGCUCUUCCAAGAGCUUCUCAGAACACCCUUGCCAUGAGAAACCUUAGGGAGGUCACAGGCUCAUCCCCUUUAGCUUUUAUUGUCCCCUCUGUGUCCAGGCUGACCUUUAGCUUGUUUCCUGCCUGUGUGUAUUUCUUGGUGGCCAUGUGGUAGCUGCCUUGUCUCAUGCAGCAAUCAGCAAUUUGCUCCAGCAGCUCUCGCCGAGACUCCUCGGACAGCUCAGGCGAGUCCUUCCCCACCGUCAUCUUCUCAGCCAUGUCCUCUGUGAUGGGCAGGUUCUGCCUCAGGCACAGCUGCAGAGCUUCGUGGUACUAAGGGAAGGGAGAAAGCAAGGACAUGGUGAAAACACUGCAGUGCUGCUUCUCCUUGCUGUGGUGGGACCUAGGGCUGCUCUGCUCUGUGAGGGUUGUGCCCUUCAGCGUGCUGCAUCAGCUCCUCUCCCAGGACACACGCUCUCGUUUUCCCCCCUGGGAGCUGUUUGAAGCCCCAUGAAAUGAAAACUCUUUAACAUGGGUUGUUCCUGAGAUCUGCCACAGCCUGAGGAAGGCUCCUCUGCCUUCUGCCUCUCCAGGAAGACACUGGUUCCUCACCUGCUCUCAGAGGACACCGAGACAAGAGAUCAAUGCAUUUUAUCUCCUUGGAUGUGACCUUCUCAGGGACCAGAGACACACUCCUUAGGCCUGGAGAUGCUGUUCAGCUUCUCAGCAAGUACCAGUCAAACCAAUACAAGCAGAUGAAAGAGCUUUGUUAAA